AUGACAACUUCAAUCUUAACUUCAACUUUACAAACAAUUAAAACAAAUUGGCAAACAAUGUCUGUGAGACAAAGAUUACUUAAAGAGUAUAGAACUCUUGAACAUAACAAUUUAGAUGGAAUUAAUCCAAUCUUAACAGAAAAUUUACAUUUACUUUAUGCAGAUAUAAAAAUAUUUGAUAAUGAAUUAUAUCAAGAUACUUAUCGUGUUAAAAUUAUGAUUCCAGAACAAUAUCCUUAUGUUUCUCCAGUGGUAAUAUUCAUGAAAUCAACUGAAGAUAAUAUCAAUACCAUACCAAUCCAUCCUCAUAUUUAUUCAAAUGGUCAUAUUUGUUUAGAUCUUUUGGGUCCAGCUUGGACUCCAAUUCAAACUAUAAAUUCUUUAUUAAUUUCUUUACAAUCAAUCCUUGCUUCAAAUUCAAGAAAUGAAAGACCUAGUGAUGAUGAAAAAUAUGUUGCUAAAGCUCCUAAAAAUCCUUCCAAAACAAGAUUUGUUUAUCAUGAUGAAACUAUUUAG
This is a messenger RNA of Hansenula ciferrii, 516 nucleotides long. RefSeq names its product ubiquitin-conjugating enzyme E2. Lineage: Eukaryota; Fungi; Ascomycota; Saccharomycetes; Phaffomycetales; Wickerhamomycetaceae. Bases 1 to 516 code for a protein of 171 amino acids. The transcript has a single exon. The record is from RefSeq and is a predicted model, not a curated record.